Molecule: messenger RNA, 1287 nt
Organism: Cydia strobilella
Lineage: Eukaryota; Metazoa; Arthropoda; Insecta; Lepidoptera; Tortricidae
Exons: 1
Coding region: 1-1287 (428 amino acids)
Source: RefSeq, a predicted model, not a curated record
AUGUCCUUAGUGGACGACGAGACUCUAGUGCGCCUGUGUUCGAGUGCAUUUACGAGUGAUGAAAUUAAAAAUUUGAAAUCGUUAUUGUUCGAUUCGGUAACAACGGAUCAGCGUAACAUCUUAAGGAAACAGCGAGGAAAGGAGGCACGGGACUUAGAAGAUAUUGUGUCGUUAUUGAAGUCGAUCGACUCAGAAAAAGUUCCAGUGUUUGUUGCACGAAAUUUAGAAAGGCUACCGCCAUUAUCGAUUGAUCACUUGGAUUGCACAAAACUAUUAAAAGAUCUUUCCAAAAUUCAACGUGACAUAGACUCAGUAAAAAUGACGUAUGCGACGAAGCAGCAGUUCGACGAGUUACGAUCUGAUAUCCAAACCUUAAAAAAUCCGACAUUGCCAAUGUCCAUCUUCGGCAACGUAAAUGCAAGACGUGGAGCUUGGAUAAACGACAGUGGGCCAUUGGGGAUAUCUUUUUGCAAUACGGACUCGUAUGAAGAUGUCAAUAUGUCGCCGAAGCCCAGGGUAUCGCCAAACCAGCACUUAAAUACGUCCCAAGAGUCGUUACAAAGGACUUCACCUAAACCUAACAAUGGCGGUGACACGAUGACAUCAAAAAACCCUCUUACGCCGAUUUUAAGUAAAACACAAUCAUUAAGUCAAGAGAAUCUCAAUAAAUCGCAGAGUUCGCCGCAUAAUAAAUGCAAAAAUAAGAAGCAAGCGGUAGAUGCAUCAGCUGUGGCUGUGACGUCAGCGCCGGCCGAGAGCCCGACCCGCCCGACUGACUUACCUAUCGCUGAGCCGGACGAUCAGCUGAUGAGCGCGCAAGUACCUAUCCGCGCCGAUAUUAACUGUAGCGGAGAUAAACAAAUAUUAUCUGAGCGUAAAUCUUUUGCAGAUAUUGCUAAAAAGGAGGGCGAAUGGAAAACAGUAGGGAGGCCGAAACCAAAACCCAGCGGUCGUUUUCUAGGCAGAAAAGGUUGUGCAAAUGUUAGUGAUGGAAAGUUUAGAGCGGCUGACCCGAAGGUUCUUAUGUUUAUAACCAGAGUACAUAAGGAAACGACAGUGAAAAAUAUAGAGGAGUAUGUAUACGAUAAGACCGGAGAGAAUAUCAAGCUACAAAAGCUUUCGAUAUAUAAGGAAAAAGAACACUGCGCUUAUAAGUUCUUAGUGGCCAAAAAUGAACUAGAUUUAUUUUUAAACGAAUCACUAUGGCCCCAUGGCGUAAUAUUUCGGAAAUUUGUACACUUUAAAUACAGAGACACGAAAGGGCCUAGCCCAAGCGGCAUUAAUUAA